Molecule: messenger RNA, 1170 nt
Organism: Prorocentrum cordatum
Lineage: Eukaryota; Dinophyceae; Prorocentrales; Prorocentraceae
Source: the annotation of a GenBank genome assembly
AGACGUGUUGGCUCGAGCCACGCGCUCGCCACUGCGGCAGCCUCCGCCUCCCCAGGCCGCCGCCCUGCCCAGGGCAGCGAGCGAUGCCCGACAUCUGGCUGGAGAAGUACAGGCCCACCAUAUUCGAGGACGUCGUCGGCAAUGCUGGCGCGGUCAGCGUGCUCCGCUCGCACGCCGCCGGGGGCACGUUCCCGCACCUGCUCUUGAGCGGGCCGCCUGGCUGCGGCAAGACCACUGUGGUGCACUGCUUGGCGCGCGAGCACUUGGGCACCGACUACGAGCAGGGCUGCAUCGAGCUGAACGCAUCUGACGACAGAGGCAUCGACGUCGUUCGGGAGAAGAUCAAGGGGUUCGCGCAGCAAAAGGUCAGCCUGCCCGAGGGCAAGCUGAAGAUCAUCAUUCUCGACGAAGCGGACAGCAUGACCACAGCUGCGCAGCAGGCCAUGCGGAGGACCAUGGAGAUGUACAGCGCCACAACCCGCUUUGCGCUUGCCUGCAACAUCUCUUCCAAGAUUAUCGAGCCAAUCCAGUCGCGGUGUGCCAUCCUGCGCUUCGGUCGCAUUGACGACGCUGAGCUCAGAGCUCGCUUAGCCAGGGUUUUAGAGAAAGAGACCGCUUCCUACGACGAUGCUGGGCUCGAUGCGUUGGUGUUCACCGCAGAGGGCGACAUGCGUAACGCUUUGAAUGGCGCCCAGUCAACCUUCAACGCCUUUGGCACCAUCACUCGCGACACUGUGAUCCGGAUGAACGAUCAGCCGCAACCCGAGAAAGUCAAGGGUUGCUUGAGUGCCUGUCUGCAAAAGGACUGGACCACCGCCUUCGCUCCAAUCCACGACAUCGUCAAGCAGGGGUACAGCUCCCACGACAUCAUAGCGACGCUGUCCAGGGUCACGAAGAGCUACGACGCACCAGAGCAUAUCAAACUGGAGAUACGGACCUGGAAGAUUGCAAGUGUGCUCAUGCCAAACUGUUGUUGAGCCCGCAGAGCGGGAAUCACAGCUGGCCCCAUCACGGGGACACAGGCACACACAUUCCGAACAUGUGAUGAUUCGUGAGAUGCCCUCGAGAUGCUCUUGGGACGGUUGUUGUGGCCUCCUUGGGUCUUCUUUGGUUGGGCGUUCUUGGACUUGUGUUAGGUCUUGAGAUGGUCUUUGGGGCCGUGGCGGAGGG